UGCCGCCUGCCCUCGCGCGACGCGCGCGCGCGGGGCGCUCGAAACGGCCAGUUCCCCCCGGUCAAAAUGGGCAAACCCCCCUCCCCCGCCGCCCGAAAAUCUCCCGCCUCCCGCGCGGAUGGCGUCCGGUUCAGACCGCGGCGACGCGCCCCCCCGCCCAAACAUUUUCCGCCGCCGCCUCCACGCGCUCCCCAAACAUUUCCACCGGCCGCCUGCGCGCCACUCACUCCAGUCCCGGGACCCCGAUUGGCCGCCCUCUCCCCGCGUAUUUACCUGGCGCCAGAGCCCCGCGCCCCAGGCUCAAGCUUUCAAGUCUCUCGGCACCGCAACUGUCUCUCGCCCUCCGCCGGCUCCCUCUCCCUCUACGGCCACAGCCCUUCUCGAGGGCGAUUUCGGAGGGAGAGGCUUGGUGAUCUCGUCUCUCGUGGCCGGAGAAGAUGGAGAGCCUGAGGAGGUUCCUGAACCCGCUGGUGCUCAACCUGCAGAAGAUGGAACUGGAGCUCACCUGCCCCGUCUGCCUGAAGUUGCUCAGCGCGCCUACAAUGCUACCGUGCUACCACACAUCCUGCAGCAACUGUGCUCUCACACGGACUUCGAAUGGUUAUAGCUGUGCCAUUUGCAAAUCGGCAUAUCAUUCUCAAGAUUUAAGGCCAGCUUCUCACCUUGAGGCGAUAGUGGGCAUUCACAGGAGCCUCAGCUCUACAGUCAGCACCAUGGUUCAGGAACAGGAUGCUCAAGUUCACAUUCCUGCUGCAAAGACAGCAUCCCAUGGAACACCAGAAUCAGGGAAUAGAAGUGGGGUAGAGAAAUCUGACCACAUGAAAUCUUACAACCCCGUGGCUUCAAAGUUAGUAUAUAACCAAUCGACUGGACCUGCGUUUGGGAGCAUGGAUGGUGUUCAACCAAGAGAUCUUGCAUUUGAGAACAAAGCUGCUGAUGCAGAUGUUGCACCAACUGUCCUUGUACAAAAGGGACAUUCUGGGUCACAAUCUUCUGAUGGCCCUGGGGAUUUGGAUUGUGACAGCAAUGAUCUUGAAGGAGAACUGAUAACAAUCAGAUCACCUCUUCAAACUGCACUGAAAAGAGAGGCAAAUGUAAUGGAUGACCAUACCAGAGAAUUGAAGAAGCAAAAAUCAAAUGAUCAGGUUCAAAGUAAGAGCUGUUUCCUAUCUGAUCUCCUUUCCAAAUCUUUGGAAAUGCAAAAUACUAAUGUGAUUUUGAACAUGAAUACAGGACAAACAACCAUGGCCAGUGCUUGGAAAUGUGAAUUUUGUCAUUCUUCCCAAGUCACUGAGUGUACUGGCCCUUUGUCACAUUAUCUACAUGGGGAGCCAUUACAGGCUGACCAAGCUUGGAAAUCAAAUGUUCAGCAUGUCCAUGAGAAAUGCAUUGAAUGGGCUCCUCAAGCAUUCUUCACUGGUGAUAUUGCAAACAACUUGGAGCCUGAGUUGGCCCGUGCUUCUAAGAUCAAGUGUAGUGUUUGUGGCUUGAAAGGUGCAGCACUUGGCUGCCUUGUGAAGAGCUGCCGCAAGAGCUUUCAUGUCCCAUGUGCACACAGGAUCAAAGGCUGCAGAUGGGAUGAAGAAAACUUUGUUAUGCUGUGUUCUACUCAUUCUUCAAAAAAGUUACCCUGUGAGAGAUCGAAGUCAAAAAAGAAGGCCCAGCUACAGCAACCAUCAUCUGAUAUUGAUGAUCUGAAUUCACCUUCUCCAAUGCAAAGUGAUGAACUUUGGACUGCCCCACCUGUUAUGACUAGUGAAUGGGUGAUAUGUGGAUCUGCCCUCAGUUCCCGUGAGAGGGAAAUCUUGGAUCAAUUUGAGCAUCGAACUGGCAUCACAGUAACUAACAGUUGGAGCUCGAAUGUGACUCAUGUGAUUGCUAGUACUGAUGAACGUGGGGCAUGUGCUAGGACACUCAAAGUUCUCAUGGCUAUUUUAGCUGGGAAAUGGGUUCUCAAUGUAAAUUGGCUGAAGGCCUGUAUUGAGGCUAGAGAACCAAUCCCAGAAGAGCCCUAUGAGGUCAGGUGUGAUGUUCAUGGCUCUUUCGAUGGCCCUCGCACAGGAAGGCUUCGAGCGAUGCAACAGGCACCAAGUCUGUUUGCUGGGUUGACCUUCUAUUUCAGUGGCCAUUUCAUGCCAGCAUACAAGAUUAACCUUGAAGAUUUGAUUGCUGCAGCAGGGGGUUCGAUUUUGGAGAAGAGUGAGCUUUCUACUACAUCCUUGAUUCUCUACAGUGUAGAGCCGCCACAAGGAAACAAUCUAGACACCCUUAAUGAGGUCAUCAAGAAGAGAGAAGCUGAGGCUGAAGAAUUGGCAGCCACAGUUGGCUGCAAAGCUAUUCCUCAUACAUGGCUUCUGGAUUCUAUUGCAUCCUGCACAAUCCUCAGUUGAUUGUGACACUGUACUUAGGUUCAAACAUAGGAAUGUAGUUUCUGCUUCUUCCUUUUUUCCCUUUUAAAAAAAGGAGAUUAGGAUGUGAUUGACAUGUUUUUUUGAUCCAAAAUAUCUUCAGAGUUCUGAUGUUGUAACAUGAGAGUGCAAUUCCAUUUGAAUAAUCUUGAGUACCUCAGUCAA
Molecule: messenger RNA, 2573 nt
Organism: Panicum hallii
Lineage: Eukaryota; Viridiplantae; Streptophyta; Magnoliopsida; Poales; Poaceae
Product: BRCA1-associated RING domain protein 1-like
Exons: 13
Coding region: 438-2390 (650 amino acids)
Biological process (GO): positive regulation of transcription by RNA polymerase II; double-strand break repair via homologous recombination; negative regulation of fatty acid biosynthetic process
Cellular component (GO): plasma membrane; BRCA1-A complex; BRCA1-BARD1 complex
Molecular function (GO): ubiquitin-protein transferase activity; metal ion binding
Source: RefSeq, a predicted model, not a curated record